This is a messenger RNA of Nothobranchius furzeri (turquoise killifish), 1187 nucleotides long. RefSeq names its product chromosome 6 C2orf76 homolog (gene c6h2orf76). The record is from RefSeq and is a predicted model, not a curated record. Lineage: Eukaryota; Metazoa; Chordata; Actinopteri; Cyprinodontiformes; Nothobranchiidae.
CGAUUGGUCAGGUCUGAACCAUCUCAAAGCGUUCCGACGGUAAACAGACCGGUCCGGUCGGCGGUUCUCGCGGAACAUGGACUCUGAAGCUGUGGUCACGGUUCGGCUGGUCCGGUCUUUCGAACACAGGAAUUUCAAGCCUGUAGUGUUCCACGGAGUCAAUCUGGACCAGACGGUCCAGGACUUUAUGCGUGUCGUCAGAGAAGACAUAUCAACAAGAGCUGGGCUCCCUCCGCCCUUCAGAACCUUUCCCUACGACACGAUGAAGAUCAUCCAUCAGGCUCAUGGAGCUAAGACAAACGAGCUGGUUAUGAGUGUGGAUGAAGAUGAUAAGCUCAUCCUGCAGGAUGGACAAACCCUGCGAUCUGCAGGAGUUGCUAAUGAAACAGAAGUGGCCUUCUUCAGGAAAGAGGACUAUGGUUUGUACAAAGCAAACCCCAGAACCUCGUGGUGACCUGGUGACUGAGGUUCCAGCAGGCAAUCUGGUGCCAGAACCAGAAAAACCAACUGGACCUUGAUGUCUCCACAGAGGAAUCUUACGGUAGCCCUGACCCGUCUCCAGAUGUUUCACUUCCUGUUCAUGUAAACAGAACUUUGGGCACUUACUGGUUCAUGGAAGCCUGACUUUGCUUUAUUUGUGUUUAUUAAAGUGUUUCACUUGAUGGAAACAGCUGAAUGGGUCAGACUAGAUCAUGUGGACACCUGGACUACUGCAAAAAUAAUAACCAUGUAAUAAUAAUUAACCAUUAGUCCCCAUUAACAGGAGCAGGGUGUUGUUUAUAAACCUGGCUCCUAAUGAGGUGAAAAGGUUUUCUGCACAAUGACGUUAAUAACCUUUAUUACCAAUAUGAAUACAUGUGUGUUUUAAGCCCACUAGGUAUUUAUUUAGUGGAGGUGAAACACCUAAACCAAUAAGCUUCAGGACUAACAUUAAUAUUCAACAUUUUUGCUCAGGUUGUUUACCUGUUUGACUUCUUUGACUCAGCUCCUAUCAAGUACUUAUAAAAAUGUGCACACAUGGGUUUACUAAAGGGUUAGUAAUAGUUUUCAUUAGUUGCACAUAGUGUUCAUUUAAAACUCAAAUGUUCCGUUUUUGUCCGCCUUAUUUUGUAUUUAUUCUACUCUUUUAUUAUGUUGCCUUCAUCUAUUUCCAUCCAAAUAAAGAAUCUGUCCAGACUAGUUCAUCA